Olea europaea var. sylvestris is the source of this 2241-nucleotide messenger RNA. RefSeq names its product transcription factor bHLH62-like. The record is from RefSeq and is a predicted model, not a curated record. Bases 293 to 1900 code for a protein of 535 amino acids. Gene Ontology annotation, molecular function: protein dimerization activity; DNA-binding transcription factor activity. Gene Ontology annotation, cellular component: nucleus. Gene Ontology annotation, biological process: regulation of DNA-templated transcription. The transcript is spliced from 8 exons. NCBI's taxonomy places the organism in Eukaryota, Viridiplantae, Streptophyta, Magnoliopsida, Lamiales, Oleaceae.
UAACUUCAUACACACCCUUCAGUUUUCCUUCCCCUUUUCCUUUCCUUUCCCUUCUCUUUGCUUUCCUUUUCUUGCCCAAACAAAAUAUUUCUCCUUCCUCAUUUAUUCCUGCAAUUCUUGCAUUCAAAGGUCACCGCACAUUUCAUUCCCCCUUUCUUCUUCGCCUUUUACUAGACCUUCUGUUCUGUCUUUAUAUAUGCAUUAAGAAUAUCAUAAUUCUUUCACAGUUUAAGCUCAUUCUUGAAAGAAAUCACCUUUUUUUAGUUGAAUUUCAUCUGGGUUUUCUUUCCUGAUGGAUAGAGUGAUUUCUGAAAACUGGAAUUCGCCACCGCAGUUUGAAACCACUUGGAAUGGAAUGAAUUGCAAUGCAGAAGAAUCUUUUCUUGACCCCAAUUGGGACAAGACUUGUACAGAUCAAUUUACUCAUUUUGAGCCAGUUUUAAGCUCAAAUUCAAGCUUUUCAAAUGAUUUUCCCCUCCGGGAGUUGAUUGGAAAAUUGGGUAUUGGAAACUCCAGCGGGUUUCCGCCUACUGUAACAACCGCCGCCCCCUCCAUGGCGGCGGCUACUAAUGAUAAUAAUACCAACAAUUCUUGCUUCAGUACGCCCUCAAACUCUCCCCCUAAGCUGCAUUUUCCAAUCCCUGAUCAAAUUAACACGCGUCAUAUGGGGAAUUCACUGCCUCCGACCCCUCCUCUGCCUUCACUUCCUGGUGAUCCAGGUUUCGCGGAGAGGGCGGCCAAGUUUUCGUGCUAUGGCAGCCAGAGUUUCAAUGGACGGACAAGUCCAUUUGAAUCAAACAAUGCUAUGGGGAGUGGGAAUUUAACCCGGGUUUUGAGCACUCCCUCUCUUAAGCAAGUUGGAUCUCCAGUGGGAAACAAGAACUUGAAUCAUUCACAGAUGGAAAUUAGGUCUUUCGACGGGAUGGUUGAUAAGAAAUGGAGAAAAUUAUCUGGGGCAGGUGCCAAUUCCAAUGAGGAAUCCUCUGUUUCUGAGCAAAUCCCUAGUGGAGAAAUUGGUUUAAAACCUCCAAAUGAACUCAAUUCCAGGAAAAGGAAAGCUGUUUCUAAAGGAAAGCCCAAGGAGGAUUCAUCAACUUCAGCUAAGGGAUUUGAAGAUGACAACUAUGCAAAAACCAAGAGAUCAAAGCCUCAAGCAAUUAGCAAAAAUGAAAAUGAUGAUGUUAAAACAGAGGAGGAAGCUAAGGGGAAUUCUAAUGGUUCCGAGGAUGAAAAUGAGAAACAAAAGGCUAAUCCAAAGUCCCCAGAGCCACCGAAGGAUUACAUUCAUGUUAGAGCAAGAAGGGGUCAAGCGACUGACAGCCAUAGUUUAGCAGAACGAGUUAGACGAGAAAAAAUCAGCGAAAGAAUGAAGCUUCUUCAGGAUCUCGUACCAGGCUGCAAUAAGGUGACUGGAAAGGCUCUAAUGCUUGAUGAAAUCAUUAACUAUGUUCAAUCAUUGCAACGCCAAGUUGAGUUCCUGUCUAUGAAAUUAGCCUCAGUAAAUCCAAGACUGGAUUUUGAAAUGGAAAAUCUUCUCUCCAAGGAUAUGUUUCAAGAAAAUGGAAACCUGUCCCAACCUCUGUACCCUUUGGAUUCCUCAGCACCAGCAUUCUACCAUCAUCAACCCAAGCAGAAUGUACAACUACAUGAUGCCAAUUUUUCCAGGGGACCAUUGAAUCAAUGUUCAAUGGACCCUUUAGAUGCCCACAACGUAGGCAUUCAAUUGUCUUCAGUUGAUGGAUUUGGCGAACGUCUUUCUCAGUUCCCAGCAUUCGAUGGCCAUGAUUUGCAAAGCAUUGUUCAGAUGGGUUUUGGCCAGGAUCCUGUCAAAGAGAAUGCAUUUCAUUCAGGUAACUUUCAAGUUACAAAUCAAACAUCCCAAACGAAAGUUGAGCUGUGAUCACCACUCGUUUAUGCUCUACUGGUGCCCGAAAGGAGAAACAGGCUGCUGUAAAUACAAAAAGAACUUAGUACAAGAUGUUCAAUGAAAUGCUAAUUCGAGAAAAUUAUUUUUUCCGUCUUAGUUUCAUCCUUUGCAUUUUAUUUCGAUAUUGUAGUGAUGAAUUCAUGUUUCCAAUUUUUUAUGGUGUGCUUUUACAAUUAGCCACUGUAUAAUCCUAGAAGGAUAGGCCUAUUUCUGGUGCAAAGUCUUAACAGCGCCAUAUAUGUACUGAUCUUAUGUAAUGUAAGUUAUUCUUAGUGGAAAUGAGAACUGAUCUUUCCAUGGUCGUUCUUUGUUUA